Lycium barbarum (goji berry) is the source of this 1894-nucleotide messenger RNA. Its product is annotated as abscisic acid 8'-hydroxylase 3-like. The record is from RefSeq and is a predicted model, not a curated record. Gene Ontology annotation, molecular function: heme binding; iron ion binding; oxidoreductase activity, acting on paired donors, with incorporation or reduction of molecular oxygen. Gene Ontology annotation, biological process: sterol metabolic process; brassinosteroid biosynthetic process; brassinosteroid homeostasis. NCBI's taxonomy places the organism in Eukaryota, Viridiplantae, Streptophyta, Magnoliopsida, Solanales, Solanaceae. The transcript has 9 exons. Bases 1 to 1413 code for a protein of 470 amino acids.
AUGGAGCUAAUCAUUUUUAUGGUGAUGGUAGUAGUGUUGGUUUUAGUAGUUUUAGCAGUCUUAAUAAGAACACGGACUUCUCCAAAAGAAAUGGAAGCAAUUCCAGGUACCUUGGGAUGGCCUAUGAUUGGAGAGAGUCUCUCUUUCAUAUCCGAAUUCUCGAGCCCUGCUGGUAUAUACAGCUUCAUCAACAAGAGACAGAAAAUGUAUGGGAAGGUGUUUAAGAGUUAUGUAUUAGGAAGGUAUACGGUAUUCAUGACCGGAAGAGAAGCAAGCAAAAUCUUGUUGACAGGAAAAGAUGGGAUAGUAAGCUUAAACCUGUUCUACACAGGACAGCAAGUGCUUGGACCUACUAGCUUGCUCCAACAGACAGGAGAGGCGCACAAACGACUCCGAAGACUAAUUGCUGAACCACUUUCACUUGAUGGACUAAAGAAGUAUUUUCAGUUUAUCAAUAGCUUAGCUAUUGAAACAUUGGAUCAAUGGUCUGGAAGAAAAGUCUUGGUCCUUGAAGAAGCUUCCACAUUCACACUCAAGGUGAUAGGCAACAUGAUAAUGAGCUUAGAGCCAACUGGUGAGGAACAAGAGAAAUUUCGUACCAAUUUCAAGAUUAUUUCUGGCUCUUUUGCUUCUUUACCCUUUAAGGUCCCGGGAACUGCCUUUUAUCGUGGCAUUCAGGCUCGUGAUCGAAUGUAUGCUAUGUUAGACUCGAUAAUUGACCAACGGAGGAGUGGGAAAAGCUUAAAACAAGAUUUCUUGCAAUCCCUGGUGAAGAAGCAUGGCAAAAAUGACGAUGACAAACUCACUGAUAAACAACUGAAGGAUAACAUAUUGACACUGCUAGUUGCAGGCCACGAUACUACAACUGCUGCUUUGACAUGGCUCCUCAAAUUUCUUCAAGAAAAUCCUGCUGUAUUGGAAAGACUAAGGGAGGAACAUAGAGAAAUCCGAGCUAGACAACAAAGCACAUUAGAUCUCACCUGGUCCGACGUCAACAAUAUGCCUUACACCGCCAAAGUAAUUAGUGAAACACUUCGAAUGGCCACAAUCCUGCCGUGGUUUUCAAGAAAAGCAGCACAAGAUUUUGAGAUUGAGGGGUGCAAAAUCAAGAAGGGAUGGUCUCUUAACUUGGAUGUAGUGUCUAUCCAUCGCGACCCCAAGAUUUUUCCUAAUCCUGAGAAGUUUGACCCCUCUAGAUUUGAUGAACCUCUAAAACCUUUCAGCUUCCUUGGAUUUGGAAGCGGACCACGCAUGUGUCCUGGAAUCAACCUGGCCAAACUGGAAAUUUCUGUUUUUCUUCACCAUCUUGUCUGCAGAUACAAAUGGACACCAUUAGACACAGAUGAUUCUGUCCAGCCAACACUUGUCAGGAUGUUGAAGAACAAGUAUCCAGUCAUGGUUGAGACACUUUAGAUAAUGUCGUUUACAUUGUAUUAGAAGAAGAAGAAACACAAUAGCAUUUUCAGAUUUGUAGGAGAAUGUAAUAGCACAAAUAAGGAAAAGGUGCUAACUCCUGGUUCCAGUUGACUCACUAAGUAACCAAGGAGUUGGAAUUGUUCCUAAAUAUCCAUUGUUAAACUGAAAUAUAAAGUAUGGAAUUAAAUAUUGGCGGUCUAACAAAGUGAGAUAUUUUAAAGUUCAUAGCAAGUACUUGCUGAAACGUAUAUUUUCAUCUAGCCCCAAAAAAGGGAAGAGGAAGCACAUACCAAAAAAAAAAAAAAAAAAUCCAUCAGCCCCUCUUGGCUCCACCAAAGAAGGUAAGGAAACGUAUAUUUUCUCAGCAUGGUUAAAAACUUUUAAAUCCAAUACUGUAAUUUCUUGGUAGGACUUGACUGACCCAAAAUAUUGCAGUCAUAACCCGAACAAGUUUCUGGAAAACUUGUCGACAUCGAAA